CAACCGAGCGGACAGCGUCAGGAAAGGCAGCGCAGCCAGCCUACAGGUGCAUCGGAAUGUCGGCGAUGGUGCACUCAUCAUUGACGAGAUCGGCAUGAACAGCCUGGACCACCUGGGUGUGUGCAACCAGUCCUGCACUCGUCACCUGUUGCCGCCACCGCAUCUCGCCAGCGACCACCCCGCCGCCACCAUCUUCAGCGGCCGUCCUAGCGCCAACACGGGCGACGAGUUCCAGCACCCGAAGCCAGGUGGCCCGCCCCUCUACAAGUACGCCGCUGCUGUGGAAUGCAACCCUCAGUUCUCGCCCUCUGUCCCAACCGCGCAACCUCUGCACGGAGAGGAGGACAACGAUGACGACCCUAAUGAGGCCGCCGCUGGAUCUCAAGGCGGUCAGCAGCAACCCGAAGCAGCAGCACGCCGGCCCCUGGCCGUCCCACAGACGCAGAGCUGCAUACUUGAGGGCUUCCAGGUUUACCGAUCCCUGGCUAAGACGGUCUUCUUGCUGGAGAAGCAGCAGCGCCAGGACAGCAGCCCCUCUGGUCGUCGCCUGACAGAGUAUGCCUCUAUGUUUGGCGGUGAGCCAGCCACCGAGCAGCGCAUAGCCGAGAUGGUCGACGACCUUAACAGCCGCGCCAUCGUCGACUUGGCCGACCUGGCACACCUCGAGCCGCGCGUCGUGCUGCAGAGGAACGAACCACGCCACACACUCAAUACCCGGCUCAUCAUGCUGGAGGCACAGCGCAAGAAUCAGCGCCUUGUGGUGUGGAAUGCGGACCACGUCCCUGUCCAGAAGCGCGGUGCUGCUGCGGAACCGGCCCUGACACACGUGGAGAAAGCAGUUGCAAUGCGGAUCAAGGAUCACGAGUUUGGCCACACCACCGCCGACACGUGGUACUACCAUGGCGCCCGAUACAUCCUCCUUGAUAUGACAGCUGCCGAUGCCGGAGCGAGCCACAACAACGAGGUGGAAGCCUGCGGCCUGCUUGAGGAUGGCCACGAGCCAGCCGAUGACGGCCGUGGCCCCUACCGCCGGCUCAAGUACCUUCCGGCGGCCGUCAUUGUGCGGCCUAUAAGCGGCCACAUCCCCGGCACCGUGCUGCAGGGCCUUGGAGACUACGCCAGCAGGGGUGGUGCCUUCAUCCUGUCACCCCGGGCGUCUUGCAUUGCCGAGGUGGAGAUGCCUGCCGCCGGGUACGGCACCAUCACAAAGCAGAUCCGGCGCCUGAACGUGCCGCUCGGCGACCGCCAGGCGGUCACCGAUUACUUCGUGCAAGGCCGCAGCUUCAAAGACGAGUGCUGGCUGGUGGAUCUCGCUGUCCCACCCAACGGCAUCAAGCGCGCCACCCUGUAUGUGCUGCUGACCCGCUUCAAGAUGCUGGACCAC
This is a messenger RNA of Volvox carteri f. nagariensis, 1384 nucleotides long. RefSeq lists its product as uncharacterized. The annotation marks the transcript as partial. The transcript has a single exon. The record is from RefSeq and is a predicted model, not a curated record. Lineage: Eukaryota; Viridiplantae; Chlorophyta; Chlorophyceae; Chlamydomonadales; Volvocaceae.